GUCCGCAGUCUCCGGUCAUCUCCCGUACCGGGUCCGCAGUCUCCGGUCAUCUCCCGUACCGGGUCCGCAGUCUCCGGUCAUCUCCCGUACCCUGUCCGCAGUCUCCGGUCAUCUCCCGUACCCUGUCCGCAGUCUCCGGUCAUCUCCCGUACCCUGUCCGCAGUCUCCGGUCAUCUCCCGUACCCUGUCCGCAGUCUCCGGUCAUCUCCCGUACCCUGUCCGCAGUCUCCGGUCAUCUCCCGUACCCUGUCCGCAGUCUCCGGUCAUCUCCCGUACUCUGUCCGCAGUCUCCGGUCAUCUCCCGUACUCUGUCCGCAGUCUCUGGUCAUCUCCUGUAGUACGUCCGCAAUCCCUGGUCAUCUCCUGAACUAUAUAUGUAGACUAGCAGUUCAU
This is a messenger RNA of Staurois parvus, 393 nucleotides long. The record is from the annotation of a GenBank genome assembly. NCBI's taxonomy places the organism in Eukaryota, Metazoa, Chordata, Amphibia, Anura, Ranidae.